This is a messenger RNA of Symbiodinium pilosum, 1860 nucleotides long. Lineage: Eukaryota; Dinophyceae; Suessiales; Symbiodiniaceae. The record is from the annotation of a GenBank genome assembly.
AUGGCAGAAAUGGAAAAGGCAUUGCAGACCGGUCACCGCACGCAUAGUUGCGGAGAGCUUCGGAUAGACCAUGUGGACUACAAGGUUACUGUUUGCGGCUGGGUUCAGAUGUCUCGGGACAUGAACCACUUCGCUUUCGUAGACCUUCGUGACCGCUAUGGUAUUACUCAGGUCGUGUUUCCCAAAGAUGGAGCAGACGAAGCCGGACUCCAGCGCUACGAGCAAGCCCGAAAUCUUGGCCGUGAGUUUGUGGUGAAGGUGACUGGAAAGGUGGUGGAGCGCAUCAAGAAGAAUGCAGAAAGAGCGACUGGUGACAUUGAGAUUGUGGCAGACGAGCUCCAAGUUUUGAAUUCUAGCUCCACCCCGCCAUUUAAGAUCGAGGAUCAAACAGAUGCCAACGAGGACACCCGAAUGCGGUAUCGAUAUCUGGACAUUCGACGGAAUCCGAUAAAGGACGCCAUUCUCCUUCGCAACAAAGUUACACGAUUGGUGAGAGAUUACCUGGGAGACCGUGAUUUUUGCGAAGUUGAGACGCCGGUUCUCAUCAAGUCCACACCUGAAGGUGCCCGUGACUUUGUGGUGCCUUCCCGGAUGAACCCUGGGCAGUUCUACGCUUUGCCACAAUCGCCACAGACCUUCAAGCAGCUUCUUAUGGUGGGUGGCCUUGAUCGCUAUUUCCAGAUCGUGAAGUGCUUUCGCGACGAGGAGUUGCGGGCGGACAGGCAGCCAGAGUUCACGCAGAUCGACUGUGAAAUGUCCUUCGUUCAGCAGGAGGAUGUUCUACGGAUCUUUGAGGGCAUGAUUCGGCACAUAUUCAAAAGUCUGUGCGGUCACGAGUUCCCGCCUUUUCAACGCAUGGAGUACAGCGAGGCGAUGGACCGGUUCGGGAUCGACAAGCCUGACUUGCGCUAUGACAUGGAGUUGGUCGACCUGACAGAUGUGAGCAAAGGCAAGAACUUCAAGAUGUUUGAUGAUGCGGAGAUCGUCCUGGGGAUGUGCUGCAAGGGUAUCGGAGCAUGGUCUGGCAAGAAAGUGAAAGAGCUCGAAAAGAAAGCAACAGGACAGGAAGUAGGCGCAUCGGCAUUGGUCUGGCUCAAGAUUAGCCCCGAUGGGACAUAUGAUUGCUCCGCGAAGAAGUUCUUCAACGACGAGGAUUACGUCAAAUGGAUUGAGAAGGCCAAUGCUAAGCCCGGUGGGUGUGGUCCUGGAGAUAUUCUGCUGAUCAUUGCAGGGCCGAAGCUAAAGACGCAGGAGUCCAUGGGCAAGUUCCGGCACCUCAUGGGAACUGAGCUAGGCUUGCGAAGCGAAGGCUUUCGCGCUCUCUGGGUCGUGAACUUCCCGAUGCUGGAGUGGGAUGAAGAUGAGGAGAGAUUCACAGCAAAGCACCACCCCUUCACAUCUCCGUGGACAGAGGACAUCGACAAGAUGGCAAGCCUUGAUCACAAGGAUCCAAAGCUGGCAGAGGUUCGGGCCAAUGCCUAUGACAUGGUGAUCAAUGGUGUUGAGGUGGGCGGAGGAUCUGUGAGGAUCCAUGAGCGCCCCCUGCAGGAGAAGGUUUUCAGUGUGCUUGGCUUCAGCAAGGAGGAGGCAUUGGCGCAGUUUGGCUUUCUGAUGGGUGCCUUCGAAUACGGAGCUCCUCCUCAUGCUGGCCUAGCUUUUGGCUUGGACAGGCUUUGUACAAUCAUCGGUGGAAAGGCAACAAUUCGCGACUUCAUUGCUUUCCCGAAGAACAACAUGGGUAGAGAUACAAUGAUAAAUACACCUGCGGCCAUCACUUCUGCGCAGUUGGCUGAAUUGAGCAUUGACACCACUGUGGACGAGGAGGGGAAGCCAAAGGCAUCUGCUGGCUACCCCGCUUGA